Messenger RNA from Cheilinus undulatus (humphead wrasse), 4817 nucleotides. RefSeq names its product ubiquitin like modifier activating enzyme 6 (gene uba6). The transcript is spliced from 32 exons. The record is from RefSeq and is a predicted model, not a curated record. Lineage: Eukaryota; Metazoa; Chordata; Actinopteri; Labriformes; Labridae. Gene Ontology annotation, molecular function: SUMO activating enzyme activity. Gene Ontology annotation, biological process: protein sumoylation. Gene Ontology annotation, cellular component: SUMO activating enzyme complex; cytoplasm. The coding region runs from base 94 to 3171 and encodes 1025 amino acids.
CACAGCCAUUCAUUCGGUACAGCUCGUCGUGCAUACUGACAGGUGUAGUCGUUAUCUGUCAGACAGUUUAACUCCCCCUCUUCCCCUCCCGGCAUGGCUGCAGACUCCAUGGAGAUUGAUGACUCUCUUUACAGCCGCCAGCGAUAUGUGCUGGGAGACAGUGCUAUGCACCAGAUGGCCCAGUCCUCAGUCUUUCUCAGUGGAAUGGGAGGACUGGGAAUUGAAAUAGCAAAGAACAUUGUCCUGGCUGGUGUGAAGGCAGUCACCCUUCAUGACACAAAGCAAUGUGAGACCUGGGAUCUAGGCUCCAACUUCUUUAUCCGCAAAGAAGAUGUGUUGAGUCAGAGGAAGAGGGUGGAGGCAGUGUGCCCUCGGGUUGCAGAGCUGAACCCUUAUGUUCAUGUUGAUAUAUCCUCCUCUGCUCUGGAUGACAACACUGAUCUCAGCUUUCUCAGGAAGUAUCAGUGUAUAAUAUUGACUGAAGCAAGGCUUAGUCUCCAGAAGAGAGUGAAUGAAUUUUGCCACUCACAACAACCCCCCAUCAGGUUCAUCAGCUGUGAUGCAUAUGGUAUCUGUGUGCGAGUGUUUUGUGAUUUUGGAGAGGAGUUUGAGGUGUCAGAUCCCACAGGAGAGGAGCCCAAGGAGAUUUUCAUCCAAACUAUCUCUCAGGACAAUCCUGGGGUGGUAACCUGCAUGGACAACCAGCCACAUGGUCUGCAGACAGGACAGAGCAUUGUUUUUAGAGAGAUCAAUGGCAUGGUGGAACUCAACGGCACCUCACGUCAGGUUUCAGUUCUUUCCCCUAACAGUUUUGCAAUAGGAGACACAUCUGGACUUCAACCAUAUGCACAUGGAGGUUUCUUUGUUCUGAUGAAAACUCCCAAAACAUUCAGAUUUGAGACAUUAGAGAUACAGUUGCAUGAUCCUCAAGUUCUGACUCCAGACUUUAGUAAACCAGAGGCCCCAUUACAAAUUCAUGCAGCCAUGUUGGCUCUGGACACCUUCCAGGAGCAGCAUAGUAGACUUCCUAACAUUGGGUGUUUACAGGAUGCUGAGGUUUUACUGAAGCUAACCCAGGAAGUGAAUGCUACUCUCAGGAACAAAUCUUCUGUUAAUGCUGAGUUGGUGCGGUGUUUGUCGAAAACAGCGAGAGGGAUUCUUCCUCCCUUAGCAGCAGCUGUAGGAGGUCUUGCCAGCCAGGAGGUUCUUAAGGCCAUCACAGGGAAAUUUGCACCAUUGCAGCAAUGGUUUUAUCUAGAUGCAAUAGAGGUGGCCCGGCCCCUUCAGUCUCUUCCUGCUGAGGAAUUUUUCCCACGAGGUGAUCGCUAUGAUGGACUAAGAGCUUGCAUUGGUGAAUCAAUGUGUCUAGAACUCCAAAAGCUCAGGGUCUUCAUGGUGGGCUGUGGGGCCAUAGGCUGUGAGAUGCUGAAAAACUUUGCCUUGUUGGGAGUGGGAUUGACUAAGAGCUCAGGAGAGAUAUGCAUCACAGACCCAGACCUUAUAGAAAAAUCCAACCUCAAUCGUCAAUUUCUCUUCAGACCACACCAUAUUCAGAAACCGAAAAGCACUACUGCAGCAGAAGCCACUCAUGAUAUCAACCCAGACCUGCAGGUGGAUGCUCAUCUAAACAAAGUGAGCCCUGCUACUGAGAGCAUCUACAACGACUCCUUCUACUCCCACCUGAACAUCGUGGUCACUGCGCUGGACAACGUGGAGGCUCGGAGAUAUGUAGACAGCCGCUGUUUAUCCAAUCAGAGACCUCUCCUGGACUCUGGCACCAUGGGAACUAAAGGUCACACGGAAAUAAUUGUGCCAAAUUUGACUGAGUCUUACAAUAGCCAUAGAGACCCCCCAGAGGAGGAGAUCCCGUUCUGCACUCUCAAGUCCUUCCCCUCUAUCAUAGAGCACACCAUUCAGUGGGCUAGGGACAAGUUUGAGAAUGCAUUUGUCCACAAGCCCUCCAUGUACAACUCAUUCUGGCAGACCCACCCCUCAGCUGAAGUGGUGCUACAGAGGAUGCAAGCAGGAGAAAGUCUGGAGGGAUCGUUCCAGGUUAUUAAACUGCUUAGCAGACGGCCUAGUCAGUGGGAACAGUGUAUCACUAUUGCACGUCUGAAAUUUGAAAAGUAUUUCAAGAGAAAGGCCCUACAACUUUUGCACUCUUUCCCCUUGGACACAAGGUUAAAAGAUGGAAGUUUGUUUUGGCAGUCUCCAAAAAGACCUCCAGCUCCUUGUGAAUUUGACUUGAAAGACUCUUUGCACUUCACUUUCAUUGUCAGCACUGCCCGGCUCUUUGCAGAGAUUUAUAACAUCCCUUACUCAGAAAAGGAUCUCACCGAAGAGGCGGUGGCCAGGAUUCUCUCAGGUGUCAGGAUUCCUGAGUACAGGCCGUCAGAGAAAUGUAUAGAGACGGAUGAGACGGCAAAGAAGCCAGAUCAGACGAAGAUACCCCUGAGCAGUGAAGAGGAGAGAGAGGCCAUCGCACAGCUGGAGCAGGCUAUUGCCACUGAGAACAUUACUGCAGAGACGCUACGGAUGGGCCCACUUCAGUUUGAAAAGGAUGACGACAGUAACGGUCACAUAGACUUUGUGGUGUCAGCGUCUUCUCUCAGAGCCAGGAUGUACUCCAUCGAGCCCGCUGACAGGUUCAAGACCAAACGCAUCGCAGGCAAGAUCAUCCCUGCUAUCGCCACAGCGACAGCUGCUGUGGCUGGACUGGUGGCCCUGGAGUUGAUUAAGGUGGUUGGAGGCUACGAGUUUGAAUCAUUCAAAAACUGCUUCUUUAACUUGGCCAUCCCUGUGAUGGUGCUCACGGAGCCUGCCCCGGUGAAAAAAACACUUAUCAGGGACAACAUCUACUUCUCCAUCUGGGACUGUUGGACUAUCCAUGGCCAUGAGGACUUCACACUAUCUGACUUCAUGAACGCAGUGAGGGAAAAGUAUGGAAUUGAGCCCACCAUGGUGGUUCAUGGUGUGAAGAUGCUCUAUGUGCCUGUGAUGCCUGGACACUCAAAGAGACUCAAACUAACGAUGCAGAAGCUGAUCAAGCCAUCAGUUGACCGCCGCUAUGUUGACCUCACUGUGUCCUUUGCCCCUGAGGCAGAUGGGGAUGACGACCUCCCUGGUCCUCCGGUCAGGUACUACUUCAGCCGCGAUGGAGAGAAUCCCUGACACCUUCCCAGAAGUCCUCCUCACGCCUCUCCUUAUUUCCCUCCUCUUAUGUAAAUUGUUGUACCCCAGUAACCUGGUCAGGGCCGAGAGCUUUGCCUGUGGAUGUUAUCUGGCUUUGGAAAAGCUCUCAGCCCCAGCUCAAGCCCCCCUGCACUUCAUGGAGCAAGCAAAGGCAGGUUCUGGUUCCAGUCAUUCUUGCCACAGAUCUAGCCAGUGGAACAUGGGGCUGCUGAAGUAGCACUUAACUGUACCUGUGUACAUAUAUUUUCUCUCCUCUGUUUUCUACUCUGGUCAAAUGCACAGCGCUGCCUGUGUUAAUGCCUUAAUUGAUUAGUACCUUUUUCCUGUCUGUGGCAGUGAGUCUGACUAAAAACUAUGUUUACAGCAACCUGUGUUCCCCCAAACACUUCAGCUUCAUUUUUGUUUGUCAGUAAGACCCUAAAGGGGGGGGGGGGGGGGCAUGGCAGGACCAGUGAAAAGGAUUUUAGGUGGGAAGGCAUCACAUCUUCUUCCUCAAAGUCCUCUCAGUGGCUUUAAAACAAUUGCCAACCACAGAAUUUGCCAGUCAUCUCCCCUUUAGAAACAGGUCAAGCCAAUAUUUGGUGCAUCCUUUCAAAGAGAAUAUCAGUCAAAAAGCAGCAAAACCACCAAAGAUACUGGUCAUCAUUACGUGUGCAGAUGGUUGUCUUCUUUUAUCAUAAUUUUGACUGCUUCAAAAAUCACAUGUAUAUCACAGGGGAUUGGUAUUAACCAAAUAUUAAAAGAGCAACACACACGCAUCAUCAUGAACUUCAUCUCAAGUUGGUAUUUCAGUUCAUCAACUCUUCAUCUUGUCUCUGACAAGUGCCAACCCUUCAGUUAUGCAUGCACAUGCAUGCAUUUUACCCGCAGCCACCUAAAUCGCGCUAAAUGAUGCUGCACAUGUGUUGCACUUAAUACUCUUGGUAAUACCACUUAUUCAUUGUAGCUGUAAACCUUGUUCUCCAUUAUAUUAAUUAACAGCUGAGCUCAAUGACUUCUUUGGCCAUCAUUGGACAUUUACAUCUGUAUCAUCAUCUGGAAUCAUGCUCCUACUGUUAUAAAAACUUUUUUUUUUUUAAGAAAAUGAAAAUCUUUGCUGUUCAUGAUUUGUUUCAUGCAUUUGUAGAUGCGUGUCCAUGAUGUGUAUUUAUUUACUCGUUUCACAUUUUUGUCACUUUUUUGUGUCAAACUGAGCCUGUGUUGAGCUUUGUGAGGUCAUGGCGGACUGAAUCAACAAUGAACAAAAUUUAUCCUUAAAUUCAUUAUCCAGAGGUUUAAUUCAUCCUUCUAUUAAGUUCUUCAGAAAAGGUUACAAAAAAGGUUUUGAAAUAGUUAGAAUUUGCUUAUUUUGGCAGUAAUGUCAAUGAAAUUUGAGUGGUUAAGGAUUUUACUUUGUCUUAAAUUCUUCAAAACAGGUAAGACUAAAAUCAGCCAAAUUGUCCCUCAACCACAUUUUAUUUUUCUCAGUUGGUGAAUUUCACUUAACGCAGAAGAAUGAUCUCAUUUACGAUAUUUUUUGUGCAGUAAGUUAAAAACAGAACAGUGUUAAAGAAUGACUGAUAAUGAUGAUGUAUGUUAUUCUGACAGACAACUCAACCAACGGUCCAAUAAAAUGUAAGAUUUCA